AUGACAUCGAUAGCAACAAGCCUCGCGCGGGCUCUCCCAAAGCCCCAACAUAGUUCGGAGCACGAAGAACAACGAACACAGCAGCGCGGGCCGCGGAUUGUCGCCGCCGACCAGAUUGACGAAACACAAAUCGUCUUGAAGAGAUCCGGCCCACCUCCCUAUCCCAACCGAUCAGGCUGGCGCCCGCGCGCGCCCGAGGACUUUGGCGAUGGCGGCGCGUUCCCCGAGAUCCCCGUCGCGCAAUACCCCUGGGGCAAGAACGACGGCUCAUCCAAGUCGAACGCGUUAGUCGUGCAGGUCGAUGAGGAGGGGAAGGUUGACUACGGCGCCAUCGCGCGCCAGGGCCACAGCAGCGACCGAAUCAUCCACGCGUCGUUCAAGGACCUGAUCCCCCUGCGGCAGCGCGCCGAGGCGGGCGAUCUGGAUUUGUCGCGCCCCAGCCAGCAGGAGGUCACCGAGACGGCCGAGCGGACAAAGAAUGCGCUGGCUGCGCUGGUCAGUGGCGCGCUGGCGGCGCAGAAGCCGAAGAAUGUGAAUACCGGCGGGAGGAGGGAUCCGACGUUCGUGCGGUACACGCCAUCGGCGCAGAUGGGGGACAAUUCCAAGAAGCAAGACCGGAUCAUGAAGAUUGUGGAGAGGCAAAAGGAUCCAAUGGAGCCGCCCAAGUUCAAACACAAGAAGAUUCCAAGAGGACCACCCACUCCGCCCCCACCAGUGAUGCAUUCCCCGCCGAGGAAACUCACUGCUGAAGACCAAGAGGCAUGGCGCAUCCCACCCCCGGUGUCUAUGUGGAAGAACUCCAAGGGCUUCACAAUCCCUCUUGAUAAGAGAGUCGCCGCCGACGGCCGCGGGCUACAAGACGUCCAGAUCAACGAUAAGUUCGCCCAGUUUUCGGAAGCGCUAUUCAUGGCCGACAGACACGCCCGGGAAGAGGUCCGGCAGCGAGCAAUGAUGCAACAAAGGUUAGCAGAGAAGGAGCGAGCACAGAAGGAGGAUCACCUCCGCCAACUCGCCCAACAAGCACGAGCCGAAAAGGCAGGAGGUGGCAGUAGGCGACGAUCUCGUUCCCGCUCCGGCUCGUACAGCGGCUCCGAAUCGCGCUCCGACUCGGAAGACUCGGAGUACGAGCGUCGAGCAGCGCGCAAGGACAAACUACGCGACGAAGAGCGCAAACUACGACAGUCGCGCAUGGGUGCCGAGCGGCGCGCCCAGGUCAUGGCACGGGAGAUGGAUCGCGACAUCUCGGAAAAGAUUGCGCUCGGCCUCGCCAAGCCCACCCAAUCCAAGGAAGGCAUGUACGACUCACGCCUGUUCAACCAGUCGAGCGGCUUCGACAGCGGCUUCAACGAGGACAAUCCCUACGACAAGCCGUUGUUCGCGGCGCAGGACGCCAUCAGCAGCAUCUACCGGCCGCGGGCCAACGCCGAGGACGACGAUGACGAGGGGGCGGGCGACCAGGAGAUGGCGCGCAUCCAGAAGGGGAGCCGGUUCGGCGAGGCGCUGGGGAGGGGCACGUUCAAGGGGACGGAGGAGGCCGAGGUCAGGGAGGGCCCCGUGCAGUUUGAGAAGGACACGGCAGAUCCGUUUAACGUGGAUAAGUUUUUGUCUGAGGUGCAGCAGGAGGCUACGGCGGCGGCGUCUUCGUCGAAGCGGGGGUAUGGGCUGCGGGAUGAGGAGGACGCGAGGAAAUCGAAGAGGAGCCGGGUUGAUGACGAUGAUGAUGAUGAACAGUGA
Messenger RNA from Chaetomium globosum CBS 148.51, 1734 nucleotides. RefSeq lists its product as uncharacterized. The transcript has 5 exons. Bases 1 to 1734 code for a protein of 577 amino acids. NCBI's taxonomy places the organism in Eukaryota, Fungi, Ascomycota, Sordariomycetes, Sordariales, Chaetomiaceae. Gene Ontology annotation, cellular component: spliceosomal complex. The record is from RefSeq and is a predicted model, not a curated record. Gene Ontology annotation, biological process: mRNA splicing, via spliceosome.